AUGGGGCGGGACAGAUCAAAAUCUAGUUCAGACUCCGACGACUAUUAUCGAGAGAAAAAAAGAAAGGAGGAAUCCCAUCGACGCCGCGAUGAAAGACACCGUGACUCGGACAGAGAACGGGAUCGUAGAAGAAGAAGUCGUUCACGAUCAAAUUCGUCUCGUCAUCGGAGACCAGACGGACAUCAAAGAGGGCGUAGUAGUAGACAUGGAUCUGAUUAUGUAGAUUCUUCGUUAUCACGAUCAUCAGUGGCAAGCCAUUUCGCAACUCCUCCAAUUGAUGUUGGCGACUUUGAGAAUUGGGUGAACAUACUGGCAAAAGUUGAUCAAAGCGAGGAUGUAGAGUAUGCUCGAGAGAAGUACAAAUCAUUCCUUUUGAGAUAUCCUAAUUGCUAUGGAUUCUGGCAGAAGUAUGCGGAAUAUGAAAAGAAGAUGGGCAACAUUGGAGAAGCAAAAAAAAUUUGGGAGCAAGGUAUUCUCAGUAUUCCUCUGUCGAUUGAUCUUUGGCUGGGAUACUUGGCAGACGUGAAAAGCAUCAAAACCUUCCCACCGGAAUCGCUCAGAGAAGUGUAUGACAAAGCGAUUGAUAUUGCCGGUGAGGAGUAUCAAAGUGAUCGUCUUUGGCUUGAGGCGAUCGGGUUCGAAAGAGCGAUUUACAUUGACCAGCUCUGCAAGCAAACUGGAAAAGCAGACUGUCGUAGAAUUGGCGUUUUGUUUGACAGACUUCUCUCAACACCAACGUUACAUGCUCAGUCUCAUCUGGAACGUUAUGUUCAGUACUUAAACACCGUUGAACCACACUUGCUUUUGAGCGACCGGGAAUACGAUGAUAUUUUGAGAAUGACAUGCAAGGCACUAGGCAAACCGGCCGAAGAGCUUGUUCACCAAGUUCAAUUGAGCUACAUCUGCCAACCCACUGAAAAUGGCAUGCUGAACAUCGUAGCAGAGCCAGGAGAAGGAACCUACCCAAUCACAGUGAACAGUGCCCAACAUGAUCCAACUGCUCUUCAAUUUAUGCGUACUGAGAUUAUCGCUCGACGCAACGAGAUUUUCUUGAGAAACAUGGAAGAGUGUAAACUUCGGUCCCCAUUCGAACUCAACAUCAAGAGACCGUAUUUCCACGUCAAGCCACUGGAUUAUCCGCAGCUAGUCAAUUGGAUGGCCUAUUUGGACUUCGAGAUUGGACAAAACAAUGAGAAACGUAUCAGUGUUUUAUUCGAUAGAUGUCUCAUUCCAUGUGCUCUCUAUGAGGAGUUUUGGAUUAAGUAUGCUCGAUGGUCAUGGAAAAACACUAAAUCCAGAACAAAGACUCGAGAUAUCUACAAAAAGGCUAAAACUCAUUGUCCUACUUCAAUGAAUUUGGCUCUUAGUGAGGCUGGUUUUGAAGAAUCUAUGGAUAACUUCGAUGCAGCUCUUCGCAUCCUUGACAGUUUCCGUCAGGAAUACCCUGGAUAUGUGCUUCUUGAACUACGUUAUCUUGGUACUCUUCGGCGAAAAUCGGAUAAUGAGAAACACGCCCCCGCUACAGAUUACGUUGUCAAUCAAUAUGAAUCUCUCAUAAAAGAUUCCCAGUCAUCCCCAAAUCUUCAUUCAUUUUAUAGUCUUAAACUUGCGAGAUAUCAAUUAAAAGCAAAAAGUAACCCCAGUCUAGCGCAGAAGGUGUUGAAGAAAGCCAUGUCGAUAGAUCCGUUCAAUUUGCAAUUGUACAGUCAAUACGUAGAUGUCGCCUACUCUUCUGAUUCAAUGACGGAGGUAGAUAUCAUUCGCGCUUUUGACGUUGCACUCGAAAGUAACCUGCGCCUCGAAGACAGAAUUCGAUUCAGCCAGAGAAAACUUGAUUACUUGGAGGAGCUUGGAAGUAACAUUCAUGCAAUCGAAGAUCAUCGAGAUUAUCAUUAUCAUCUCCUUGGCCAGCUUCCGGAUAGUGUUACCAUUCGAACUCGGUUUGUUAAUGAUCCAAACAGAGCAACUUUGGUUCAGCAAGCAAUGCCUCCCCAACAGGCAAUGGUUUAUACUCCUCAAAUGCAGCCUCCUACUAUAAAUAUGAUGCCAAUGAUGCAAAUGCAACCACCAAUUGCAUUCGUAAACCAAGCUUCCCCUGCCGUCCAACUGACACUAAUCGAGCCAACGACUUCCACGAUUUAUCUUCUCCUUCUUUCUUGUUCCGAGAGAAGAAGGGAGGAGCUGGCGCCUUCAAAGCCAACCUCGGAGCACACUCUCUGUUCCUCCAACUGUCUGUCCUUUGCUCUCGCCCUGACCCCUCAAUACUGUCCAGCUCCAAGCAGCAAAUAA
Caenorhabditis briggsae is the source of this 2289-nucleotide messenger RNA. The record is from RefSeq and is a predicted model, not a curated record. Gene Ontology annotation, biological process: mRNA 5'-splice site recognition; RNA processing. Gene Ontology annotation, molecular function: protein binding. The transcript has 11 exons. The coding region runs from base 1 to 2289 and encodes 762 amino acids. Gene Ontology annotation, cellular component: U2-type prespliceosome; commitment complex; U1 snRNP. NCBI's taxonomy places the organism in Eukaryota, Metazoa, Nematoda, Chromadorea, Rhabditida, Rhabditidae.